CUAAACUAGGAGUUAUAAUGUUAAAGAGAUCAAUACAUACCAUCAAAAAAAUAUUACAAAACACCAACAUAUAAUGCUAAACUAUGACAUUGCCACAAAUUAUACAGUACAAUAGCUUGUACAAUUUUUCUGAUAGAGCCAGCAAUUAGAUCGAUGACGAAAGGGAAUCCGAAGAAGCUUAGUCUGGUCGAGGAAGAAUAGCCAUUGUCUAGCGAAGGAGAGGCGCGCCGUCAGCCGCCACUGUCCGGCAAAGAUUAGUGUGAUAGAGGAAUAAGAGCUCCGCCCCCGAACCAUACUCUGUCCUCUGUCCCACUUUUAAAUGGAUGAGGGAACCCUAGGGCACUACUCUGGAACAAUUUAUGGAUCUGAAUGGGCCAAUCGAAUGAAGGCGUGUGGGCUCGACCUUCAUCUCUUCAGUCUUCCGUCGACGCCCAUGGCUAGCUAGGGGAGAUGACUUCAGAAAAGAUUUGAAAAGAGUGAAAACUUCUGAUGGGGAUGAGGACGGAGUAAAAUGAGAUCCACCCCGCACUGAUGCAAAUGUUAAUUUAAGCAUGAAUAGAAGCAAUUACAUACGUCCAAAGAGCAACUGAAUUCAUGGAGAAUGAAUGACUUGGAAAGCCAAAUAUUACUCCAGUACGCACACAUUCCGUCUUGUGCUCCUUUGACUUGGCAUUGCCAAUAUUUGGGAGGUUCUUUCAUUAUUUUCUUUCCCACAUGUCAAACUCCUCAUUUGUACAAAAAAAGAAACAAAUAAAAAAUAUUGUAAGAAACUACACCUUGAUUUCCAUGACAUUGAAAUUCAAUAUCACAGGAUGACUCGAGGUUCAUACGAUGUUCCGUUUGAAAAAUUAAUGGUUCCUGCCCCUAUAAAUCUCCCGGUCAAGGCUACGCGCCUACGCCCCAAUCCCCAAACGCAAACGGCACCCUUCUCGCCGGUCUUUCAUCAGUUUGUCUUCGCUCUGCGCCCUUCGCCUUUUCCAUAUUCACUGCAAUCGCCUGAUGCCAGGCGCCAGGUCGCCGGCGCAGCGGCAUCCCCUGAACGGCCUGAAGUAGUCGCCCAACCUUCCGCACCCUCAGCCCUCAGGCCUCAAGUCCUCAACAGGUUCUAAUUGGGGCUUUAAUUUCGUACUACGUAUUUCUAAUUUGGGUUUUGGUUGAGAGAUUACUACUCCAUAUUUAUCACUUUGCCAAUUUUAGCAUUUCGUGUGUUCAAUUACAAGCAACUAAGGAUAUGAUUCAAAAUUAAUGAGUUAUUUUUUAUCAUGUGCUUGUAAUACAUUGCUUGAUUUGGC
Cuscuta campestris is the source of this 1292-nucleotide messenger RNA. The record is from the annotation of a GenBank genome assembly. Lineage: Eukaryota; Viridiplantae; Streptophyta; Magnoliopsida; Solanales; Convolvulaceae.